Molecule: messenger RNA, 1944 nt
Organism: Paramisgurnus dabryanus
Lineage: Eukaryota; Metazoa; Chordata; Actinopteri; Cypriniformes; Cobitidae
Source: RefSeq, a predicted model, not a curated record
AGCGCGAGUGUGAUGUGUUUGUGUAUCCUCAGUGUUUUUCUCUCUUGCGUGUUUCAUUGAGUGUAAACAGAGUUUUGUUUAAGUGUUAAGACGUUGAUGAUGAGGUGUGCUGUGCUGUAAAUCAGUAGGAACUGAUCUGUUCAUGCUAGAUAUAUUGAUGAUUUCAUCACAGAAAUCUCUCAGCUGAAGAAAGAGGUGGCGUUACUGGAGACAAAGCUGAGGUCAAGAGGAGAUUUAACAAUGAAUCGAGAGUAUGUGGAUUGUUGUGAAUCUUCAGUGUAUGUGACUGAUGAUGGGAGUCUGGAUUCAGUGUGGAUGAGCAGAGAUCAGAGCCGCACACCACAGCCACUGCUGGACUCUAAACUCUCUGAAGAGAAAUCCAGACACACACAGGACUCCGAGCUCAGUCUGAUUUUACUCUGUUAUACUGAGUCAAAGCCCACAGACACUCAGAGCACUACAGUGUGUGACAGUAAACAGAGCUUACAGGAGGAUCAAACCUCCACAGAGUCUCUGGAUUCUGUCUGUAACGCUGGAGAACAGCAGCAGAUCCUGCAGACCAAACUGAAGAUGUGUUCAGUUAAAAUCAUCGACUGCACGAACCUCAUGAUGAAGAUUAAAACUGAACCCACAGAAAUCAAAACUGAACCCACAGAAAUCAAAACUGAACCCACAGAAAUCAAAACUGAACCCACAGAAAUCAAAACUGAAUCCACAGAAAUCAAAACUGAACACACAGAAGAGGAAGAUCGCACUGAGGAAGAUGAUGAUUUCAUUACAUCAGAUGUGAAGAGUGAUUCAUGUUUGGAUAUAGAAAUAACGUCCUCAACAUCAAAAGAGCGACUGACAGCACAAACUCUUUCCUGCAUCACCUGUGGAAAGACAUUCAGCUCACAGAGACAUUUAGAGAGACAUGAGAGAAAACACACAGAACAGAAACUCUUCACCAGAUCUGAGAUCAGCUUUACUACCUUACAAGAGAAGAAACUUCAUUCAGAAGACUACAGAGAGAAGAAGAAGUUUCACUGUGAGCACUGUGGGAGGAUUUGUGCCUCUUCCUAUAAACUAAAUGUUCACAUGAGGAUACACAGUGAUGAAAAGCCUUUCAACUGCACUGAAUGUGGAAAAUACUUCAAAACCAAACAAAAUCUUAAAAUUCAUCAGAGACUUCAUACAGGAGAAAAACCUUUCAAAUGCUCUCAGUGUGACAAGACGUUUUCCUGUUCAGGUCACUUCAAAGUCCAUCAGAGAGUUCAUACUGUAGAGAAACCUUAUCACUGUAUUGUCUGUGAGAAGAGUUUUAAUCAACAGGUUAUCUUAAUAAAUCACAUAAGAAUUCAUACAGGUGAAAAACCUUACAAAUGCUCUCAGUGUGACAUGACGUUUGCUCAGUCAGGUCACUUAAAAACCCAUCAAAGAGUUCAUACUGGAGAGAAACCUCAUCACUGUAGUGUCUGUGGGAAGAGUUUUAGUCAUCGGCCUAAUUUACUUAUUCACCAGAGACUUCAUACAGGUGAAAAACCUUUCAAAUGCUCUCAGUGUGACAAGAUGUAUACUUAUUCAUCUGCCUUAAAAAUCCAUCAGAGACUUCAUACUGGAGAGAAACCUUACAUCUGCGCUCACUGUGGAAAGAGCUUCUAUCAUUCAUCCCAAAUAAUAGUUCAUGAAAGAGUUCACACUGGAGAGAAACCUUAUCACUGUAGUGUCUGUGGGAAGAGUUUUAGUCAAGGGUCAAACUUACUUAAGCACCAGAGACUUCAUACAGGUGAAAAACCUUACAAAUGCUCUCAGUGUGACAAGACGUUUGCUCAGUCAGGUUCCUUAAAAUCCCAUCAAAGAGUUCAUACAGGAAAGAAACCUUAACACUGUAAUGUUUGUGGGAAGAGUUACAAGGAUAGUUUGGCCAAAAAUUAUAUUAAACCCAUGAUUUACUCACCCCCAAGC